GAAACUUCUCCUCGAGCCAUCUACUCUUCACCAAUUGGUGCGGUCGUUUCUAGCGUCCGGGUUGGUUCCCGGAAGGAUCGCGGGAAACAGUGAAAUACGGGUAUUUUCUUGGAAGCUUGCGAGUCUGCCAGCCUGGACGUUGGAGUUGUUCUCUCUCUCCUCCCACCCACCCUCUUCCACAAACUUGGGCGCCCACACACAGCACACACCACGCCGUACAUAUCCCACAACACAAGCUUAUUUAUUUAUUUAUUUAUUGUGUUUUUUAUUUUUUACUUUGUUUUUACACUUCCCACCACCCUUUCCUCUCACCCCCGCUCCUCCCUCCUUAUCACCUCCGGCUCAGCAAAAGCACAGAAAGUGUAUGAGGGAGCUAGGGAAAGAAGAAGGAUUCCUUUAUGAUAUUGUUCUCGGGGAUAUAUAUACAUUUCCCUUUCCUUUCAUUUCGUUUCCCUUAAUUUUUCCGUUCGCUCUUUUUGGCUCUCGAUAGCGGCAGCAGGAAGCAGGGAGAGAGAGAGAGAGAGAGAGGGUAGGGGGGGUUUGCAGUAGUAGCAGUGAUAGGAUGGUUCCAGUGGGGGGGCAGGCGGGGCAUCGCCGCAUGUCUUCGUUGCGGAGUACAACACUCAACUUUUUCAAGGGCAACAACAAGGGUUCGCAGCUGCAGCACUCCACCAGUUUACGGCGGAACGAGUUGACGAUCAACAGCCAACUGCCUAUCACGGAGGAGAACGUGUCGCCAACAACGACAGGGCCACCGAACAGGGCCGACACAGAGCCCACUCUCCCAGAAAAGACAAUGAGUCGACACCAUUUCUCCUCGACCGGAGUUUUUGAGGUUGGCUUUGGAAGGGGACCACCACCAUUACCGGCUUCCAAGCGAGAGUCUAGUAGCGCUGGCGGCGACGACGAGGACGGCAACGGAUCGACGACCACGAUAGGCGUGGAUGCCAGAGAAAUGUCUCCUUCACGACAAUCCGAAUUUGACAGUAUGGAGGAGAGGCUGGGUUCUGCCACCACGCAGUCGGCGAGGGGCAAGAAGCGGGGACAGAAGCUGAAGAUGGCGCUCAGCCUCUUGAGGAGGAGGAGCAACACUAAUUUACGAAGGGCAUAUGGUGAUUCUGUGGACGGUAAUAGUGAAACGAGUAGGGACCAGGAAGCUUUCUUUGUGAGUUUGUGUUGAUUUUGCGGCGGGGAAUUGAUCUUGGUGACGCUUGACCGGACUGACCGACCGCUCGGGUAAUUGUCAGGAACCACUUCUCGAUCCCGAUUACAUUGAACCAGCCCCUUCUCCCACCCGAGCCACUGUCACACCAUCCGGACAACUCAACCAGCCAAAGACCAAUGGAUUUAAAUUCGCCUUGGCCCCCCGCUCUCAUGCUCGUCAAGUACUGACUAAAGCCCCACCACAACCACCUCCGGAUAAUAGACGACCCCGUCGAGCAACAGUAGCUAGUGUUAUAUUCGACCCACCAGGUGACCCGGAACGUCCCCGAAACUCAAUUUGGUCGGGCAGGCCAUCCAGCAGUCAGUCGGGUAUAUUGAAAGGAAUGCCCCAAGAGGAAGGAGGUAUGAGCAAUGGGAGUCUCGUCAAUCCAGAUGGCACCCUGGUGAACGGCACAGCAACCCCCGGCGGGGGAUUGUUUCCCAGGCCGGCAAGCCUUCAACGGCACUGGAGCGAUGGCGCACAGAAUAACCACGGAACAGCUUCGAUCAUGGAUAGGUCUGGUGUGAGCACGCCCUGUCUCAACCAGGACCCUGUAGGGCCCCUGGGUUUCGGUCCGAUGUUCAAUGGUUAUGGGGGGAGUAUGAAGAUCACGGAGGCGGUGUCACUAGAGACCAGGGUGCAAGAGUUAGAAACACAGGUUGCAACGCUCCACAACUUUAUCACCCAGCACGUUGAAUUCCCACUGCAGCCACGGCGGGCCUUCUCAACGGGGGCACCCACAAACCGGGAGCUUGUUCUACUCCGACCACCCCACGACGACCGGAAAUUCUCAAAGCGCAGUUUCUCGCUUUCGUCUGCCGGGUCAUCGGAAAGGCUCGGUAGUCCCGAGCUGCCCAGCACCCCACGGAAUCUUUGCCCCCCACCGCGAUCGGCAGACCAGCGGGUACCACAAUACUCCCCGCGCACCGAACAAGAGCGUGAAGAGACGUUGCAAGUUCUGGAAGGUUUCCGUGUGAAUUCUGAGAGCAAGCGCAACACUGCGUCAACCAUCAAAGGCCCAACCCCAAUGCGCGACAACUUGAUAGAAGCCCGCUCUCCCUCACCAACCCCAAUUGUCAGCGUGGCGCAAUAUGCAGGCCUGGUCUCGCAGGUCAAGCGUGAGCAGCGAGCUCGCCGAAAACUCGAAGCCCAAAUCGCUAAUCUCCAAGAGCAAAUGUCUCUUGUCCUACACCGCCAACUCCUACAAUCAUCGGCGAGCCCUACAAUCGCGGAUGCCAUGUCCCUCCGCCCUGGCGACUUUAGCAGCAUCCGUCGUAAGACCUCGUCUGAAGUUCCCACGCCAGAUCCUACACCCCCGCGAGCCAGCCCUGUUAGCAAUUUGUUUACGGGCUUCGAUAGUAGUAUGGUGGACGAUGACGACUCGGACGACGAAAGCGUUUUCAUGGGUCUCGACGCCGACGAAAACGAGAUCUGGGAGACACCGGCCGAGGAGCGAGAAAGCAUGAUAUCUGACUCGGACAGUGAUCGUGGCUUUCGAGAAACGUUAUCCGCCUCCCCGAACCCGCAGCGGACGCUGAGCCUCAGCCAAUUGACACAUAAGUCUUCGCUGGCCCGGUGAACGAGGGAGGAUGUGUGUACGAUAUGACGAAGUCAUUUUUACCUUCGAAUAAUGUUUUAUCGAUGAAUACCAUUUUUCUCUUUUUCUUUAUAUUACCCUCCUGAUGGUUUGGUUUUGGUUGGUUUGGUUCUUGGGGCAUGACUGGCUCGGAUGCAUUGGGCAAGACAAAAUGGUUCUUGCGUUUCUUUCUAUGAUAUCUUCAUCUCCCCUUUUUUCUCUUUCUUGGGCGGUUUAUCUAUUCUUCGAUUUAGCGAUUCCCAUUUUCUCCUAUAUUUGGCCCACCCCACCCAUAUUUCACUUGUCUCCACUCGCAUAUCACCAUGCCCUCCUCUAGCUCUGGUACAUUGUCCUCUUCAUUUCUCUGUCCAUUCUUAUUCCUUAUUCCUUUCUUUUAUUCUUCAUUUUCUGAAAAGAGUUUGGUGUUCUGGUUUUCCUGGUACGGUACAGUCCCCCCGGUCUACAGUGCGGUACCGACAUAGCGACAUGGUUGUUUGCUCGACUUAUUUGUUUGAUGUUGGUCAGAAUGGGAGUGAAGCUUCAUUCGCGAACCGUGAAGAGGCUGCUCCUUUAUGUUUAUGUUUAUGUUUGUUCUCCCCUCGCCCUAACACGAUCUCGAGCAACCGGAAUUGUAUUCGCACCGGGCUUUGGCUUGCCUAUGCUUUAGUUCACGUACAGU
Molecule: messenger RNA, 3459 nt
Organism: Tuber aestivum (summer truffle)
Lineage: Eukaryota; Fungi; Ascomycota; Pezizomycetes; Pezizales; Tuberaceae
Source: the annotation of a GenBank genome assembly